Molecule: messenger RNA, 1029 nt
Organism: Cokeromyces recurvatus
Lineage: Eukaryota; Fungi; Mucoromycota; Mucoromycetes; Mucorales; Mucoraceae
Exons: 2
Coding region: 1-1029 (342 amino acids)
Source: RefSeq, a predicted model, not a curated record
AUGAAGACAUUAUUUAUUAUUCUUACUUGCUUUUUAUUAUUUUUUAUAAACUAUUCUUCAUGUCAAACAGAAGCUACUAAAUAUAAUCAUACUCAAAUCAAGGGAAGUGACUAUAAUGAAACUACUACUACUACUAUUCUGAAGCAUCCUAUAUUAAAACGUACUGUUACUACAACAAGCGUGAUUAAGCCUACAAAAAAACCUCAUCAUUCAUCAGAGGAAGAAGAAGAUUCACUCUGUUGUGACGAUGAUGAGGAUCCUUGUGAAAGUACAAUAGAUCCUGUCACUAUUUCCUCAUCAGUAUUGUUAAUGGUAUUAGGGGUUUAUUUUAUGUCAUUCGGGUUCCCUUUCUUUAGAUUAACGAUGAUAGCGAUUGGUUUAAUCUUAGGAAGUUCAGUGUCUUGGAUAGGUCUUCAAUCUAGUUCAACUCUCUUUGAGUAUCCUAAAAUUAGUUCUGUUAAUUUAGGUGUUUGUUGUGGAGUAGGUCUUGUCGCAGGAUUUACGUUUCUUGUACUUUAUAAGUUAGCCAUGUAUUGUAUGUGUACUGUGGCUGCUGCUUUACUUACUAUUUAUAUUUGUUGCUGGAGAGAAGACUUUAUUAUACAAAAUGUGUAUUACCGUGGUCUACUUGGUCUUGGUCUUAUCUUCAUCUUCUUCUUGGGUUAUGUCUUCUUUGAAACGAUUACAGUUAAUCUAUCGCUUGCGUUUAUAGGAGCUUAUUCUUUUAUCUUGGGACUAGAUAUGACUCUAGAUGUAGGCUUUAGAAAGGGUAUUGAAAUAAUGUCAGACUUUAAUCAACAAAGAAAUAAUCAAUUUUAUCAAUAUCAUCGUAUCAAUUCAUUUUCAAGACGAGGUAUAGAUCAAGAAGGAGUUCAUUAUCAGAUUGAAUGGAAAGUUCAGUCCAUGUUAGGAGCUAUUAUUGGAUUAACCAUCUUAUCAAUAAUAUGGCAAAGAUGGUAUUAUAAAGGUCAAAGAUUUGGUGUUUGUAUUGUACGUAAUUCGAAUGAUACCUUGGCUAAAUAUAAAUAA